GCGAAGGUGGAGGGAACACUUCCGGGUCAGGGAGCGUGAGAUUCUCGGAGUUCAACCCCACCGUCCGAACUAACUCCGAUCUCAGGUGUUUCCAGCUCUCCGUAGCUUUCCAGAAAUCGGACUGGCCUGGUUCCCAGUUCCUUGACUUCAGUUCCAGAAAGCCAGCGUCCAGCUGCACAAUGCCCCACCUGGGGCCACUGCGCCGCAGGGCCUGGGCUGCGCUGCUCGGCCAGCUCCUGCGACCUCCCAGCACUGUGUGCAUCCGCGGCUGUCAUAGCCAGGUUGCAAAGGCAGUGUUAACGUCUGAACAACUGAAAUCACAUCAAGAGAAGCCGAAUUUUAUCAUCAAGGUUCCAAAGGGCACCAGGGAUUUAAGUCCUCAACAGAUGGUUGUGAGGGAGAAAAUCCUCGAUAAGAUUAUCAGCUGUUUCAAACGUCAUGGGGCAAAGGGGUUGGAUACACCAGCGUUUGAGCUCAAAGAAAUGCUCACCGAGAAGUAUGAAGACAACUUUGGCCUCAUGUAUGACUUGAAGGAUCAAGGUGGAGAGUUGUUGUCUCUGCGCUACGACCUUACUGUCCCUUUUGCUCGAUAUCUGGCCAUGAAUAAACUGAAGAAAAUGAAACGAUACCAAGUUGGAAAGGUGUGGAGGCGAGAGAGCCCAGCCAUAGCCCAGGGCCGCUACCGGGAGUUCUGCCAGUGUGAUUUUGACAUUGCUGGUGAGUUUGACCCAAUGAUCCCUGAUGCAGAGUGUUUGAGGAUCAUGUGCGAAAUCCUAAGUGGAUUGCAGCUGGGGGACUUUCUCAUUAAGGUAAAUGACCGUCGGGUUGUAGACGGGAUAUUUGCUGUCUGUGGUGUUCCUGAGAGCAAGCUCCGAACCAUCUGCUCCUCAAUGGACAAACUAGACAAGAUGUCUUGGGAAGGCGUGAGGCAUGAGAUGGUGUCAAAGAAAGGUCUAGCUCCCGAGGUGGCCGAUCGAAUUGGGGACUACGUCCAAUAUCAUGGGGGGAUAUCCCUGGUUGAGGACUUGUUCAAGGAUCCCAGACUAUCCCAAAGCCAGCUGGCCUUGCAGGGCCUAGGGGACCUGAAGCUGCUCUUUGAAUACCUGAGGUUAUUUGGAAUUGCUGAUAAGAUCUCCCUUGAUCUGAGUCUGGCCCGGGGCCUGGACUAUUAUACUGGAGUGAUUUAUGAAGCAGUACUGCUAGAGUCUUCAGCUCAGGCCGGAAAGGAAACUCUGAGUGUGGGUAGUGUGGCUGCUGGUGGGCGCUAUGACAAUCUGGUAGCCCAGUUUGAUCCCAAGGGCCAUAACGUGCCUUGUGUGGGGUUGAGCAUUGGAGUAGAGAGAAUCUUCUCCCUUGUGGAACAGAAGAUGAAGAUGUCUGGUGAGAAGGUCCGCACCACAGAGACCCAGGUGUUUGUGGCCACACCCCAGAAGAACUUUCUCCAUGAACGUUUGAAGAUAAUUGCAGAGCUUUGGGAUGCCGGGAUCAAGGCAGAGAUGCUUUAUAAAAACAACCCUAAACUGUUAACCCAGCUGCACUAUUGUGAGAAAGCAGACAUUCCUCUGAUGGUCAUUAUUGGUGAGCAAGAGCGGAAUGAAGGUGUCAUCAAGCUCCGUUCCGUGGCCAGCAGAGAAGAAGUGACCAUUAAUCGAGAAAGUCUUGUGGCUGAAAUUCAGAAGCGAUUGUCUGAGCCUUGAUUAGUGCCUGAUUUCCAUCUGCUGCUUGUAGAAGAAAAGUUUUCAUCUAGGACCGAGUUCUGGUGGACUUUGCAACAGUGGCCAGCAUGGAUGUUGUACAAGUGCCUUCUGCUUCCAUCUCUCCUGGAAACAGAACUACAGCAGGUCCUGAGGACUCGUGGACUAGCACUAGCAGCUGCUCUGCUAGAACGCACAUGGCUGUCAUGCCUGAGAGGCAUCCUCUAGCUGCAAAGGCAGAUCUGAAGCCUCUGAAUUCUGUCAAAGGGAUGCGAGGAUGGUUGCUAUGAGCAAGGCUCUGGAAGAGUCGCCUGAGGCUAAGACUCUGCACCAUUGAAAUGAGAAGCUAAAUAUGUACUUCAUUUCCGACUAUAGCUUGGAACCAGGCUCUGGAGAACUUGUCUCCAUCAGACUAUGGCUUGUCCAUGGAGUGUUGAAUGGACAGGAAGAAUGGACCGAAAAAAAGAGAUGGUGUCCCAAGAGCCCAGCAGGGCAUCUGUUGAUUCUUCCAGUUAACAGGAGAAGGGUGGGGCUAUUUCAUAAUUCUGAACAUUGAACUUAAUGGAUGAUAAGUUAGCAAUAUGCUCUUUUGAGGUUUUUGAACACCAUUCCCUUUGUUAAAGUAAUUUUUCUGGAUUAUUCCAUCUCCUGCUCUGGAGAUUGUUCUAGAAGUGGUUACAUGAUAUGUUACAUUUCAAAAAUGUACUAGUGGGCUGGAGAGAUGGCUCACCGAUUAAAGGUGCAUAUUACUUUUGCAGAGGACCUGAGUUCAUUUCCUAGCAACCACAUCAGGGUGAUUACAACUGCCUGCAACUCCAGUAACUGGUAUCUGAGGCUCUCUUCUGGCUUCCACAAACACCUGCACUUAAUGUGCACACACUCAUGCACAGACACAGACACAUAAUUAAGAAUAAAAUAAGUUUAAAAAGUAAGCAUACUUUGAGUAAUUCGUUACCCAAGGAUUAAUCUGUGUAGACAUUAGGAAAUGUUUGAAUAUAUACUGCAGAACUGUGUGAGUUACAAGUAACCUUUCCUGGGGCUCACAUAGUAGAAGAAGAGAAAAGAUUUUCUUGUUUGUCCUCUGUCCUCUAUCCACUUACCAUGACUUGUGAAGCACACAUGUAGUCUUAUAUACAAAAUAAAUUGCAAAAAGCAAAACAACCCAGCAAAAUACCAACAUAAAGUGUGGCUAGGGACUUGGCUCUCUUGAUAGAAUGUCUGCCUAGCACUUGGGAAGUGAAAGCAGGAGGAUCGGAAGUUCAGAGUCAGCUUUGGUGCCAGGCAGGGUGGCACAGGACUUUAAUCCUAGCACAAGGGAAGUAGAGACAGGCCAAUUACCUGUGAGCUAUAGGUUGGCCAUGGCUGCAUAGUGAAACCCUGUAUAAAAAUUUAUUCAGCCUUGGGUUUACAUGAGAUGCUCUCUCAAUAAAACAAAACAAAACAAAA
Molecule: messenger RNA, 3140 nt
Organism: Mus caroli (Ryukyu mouse)
Lineage: Eukaryota; Metazoa; Chordata; Mammalia; Rodentia; Muridae
Product: histidine--tRNA ligase, mitochondrial
Biological process (GO): histidyl-tRNA aminoacylation
Cellular component (GO): cytoplasm; mitochondrion; cytosol
Molecular function (GO): identical protein binding; histidine-tRNA ligase activity; RNA binding
Source: RefSeq, a predicted model, not a curated record